Messenger RNA from Chanos chanos (milkfish), 968 nucleotides. Its product is annotated as m-AAA protease-interacting protein 1, mitochondrial. The record is from RefSeq and is a predicted model, not a curated record. Lineage: Eukaryota; Metazoa; Chordata; Actinopteri; Gonorynchiformes; Chanidae. Gene Ontology annotation, cellular component: mitochondrial inner membrane. Gene Ontology annotation, biological process: protein insertion into mitochondrial inner membrane from matrix. Gene Ontology annotation, molecular function: ribosome binding. The transcript has 5 exons. Bases 1 to 822 code for a protein of 273 amino acids.
AUGCAACGCCUCACAUGUUUUGUUACUUGCCGUGAAUUUAGCGGAAUAGUGGCGUUCACAUCAACGUCAUGCCCUUGGAAGAAGAGACUUACAAAGCAAACGCCCCUCAGUCAUCAGUACACUUACAAAACUCGUUCAUAUGUCGAGAGAACGGCCAUACAGCACUGGGACUUUACACACUUGCGAAGAUAUACGUCGCAGUUCACCGGUCAGACAUAUAGACACUACAGCACCGGGAGUAACAAUGACUCGACGAACACUACGAGUCACCCAGGCGUCACUGUGGUGGGGAGCCCGGAUCCACUCACAUGGAUCAGAAACAAAAUCGUGUUGUCUUUAAUCGAACUGUAUUUUGACUUGAAUAUGACUGGUGUGGAAUUUGACACGGGAGUAAAACAGGCAUUGGUUCAUGUCUCCAACUCACUGUCCAAAGGCAAAUUUGAGGACCUGAGGAGAGUGAUGUCAAAGGAGGCUUUAGAACAUACUAGGAAGAAAUAUAAGCUGCUAACAGAGGGCCAAAGGAAAGAUCUUGCCAUCUCUUUGGAUAACAUUAUAUUUCUGCUUCCUGAGGAUGUGUCUGUAGUCUUUGAUCGUAGAGGUAGGAAGUUCUGUUAUAUUGUGAUACGGUUCUGGCACCUGUCCGCUGCAGAUGUCCCGGAGGAUCCAGAGGGCGUACGCAUCUUCAAAGUGAGCGAAACAAACGAGGAUGGGCCACCGAAGAAGAUCGUUACAGCCGUUUAUGAGUUCCAUAGUGAACUGACAGUUGGAGCAGAUCCUGACUGGACAAUAACACACAUUUGGCACUGGAAGCAACUGGAAUGAGUGAAGGGAACAAAAAAAAAUCCUAUUAGAAUUGGUGUCACAUAGGACAUUUCAAGGACUGUUUUAGUUUCCAAUAUUACUAGGUACUGUGUUAGAGCAAAACUGAAUGAAAUUGUCACCAGAUCUCCUUGUCAUGGAAACCAAGA